Molecule: messenger RNA, 1234 nt
Organism: Dufourea novaeangliae
Lineage: Eukaryota; Metazoa; Arthropoda; Insecta; Hymenoptera; Halictidae
Product: ataxin-3-like
Exons: 5
Coding region: 122-1234 (370 amino acids)
Biological process (GO): protein deubiquitination
Cellular component (GO): nucleus
Molecular function (GO): cysteine-type deubiquitinase activity
Source: RefSeq, a predicted model, not a curated record
AAUAUUUUUGUGUGUGACGUUUGAUCACAGAAAUCUUUUAUGCUUGACCGACGUAUAACGUAAUUAUUUCUUAUUUAAUGUCUGUGUAUUUUACGCACUACGUUGGACAAAUAUUGACGAAAUGGAAACAAUAUUUCACGAGAAGCAAGAAGGAUAUUUGUGCGCACAACAUUGUUUAAAUGCACUUUUACAAGGACCAUACUUUAAUGCAGUAGAUCUUGCCAGUUUUGGACACGAACUGGAUAAAGAGGAAAGAAUGAGGAUGGCAGAAUCUGGUAUUGAUAGUGAAGAUUACAAACUCUUCUUAGAGCAACCAUCAGGAAAUAUGGAUGAUAGUGGAUACUUUUCAGUUCAAGUUAUUAGCAGGGCAUUGAAGGUUUUGGAAUUAGAACUAGUCCCAUAUAAUAGUACAGAAUCAGCAGCUUUAAUGGCACGGAAAGAUCCUUCACAGAUGAAAGCAUAUAUUUGUAACUAUAAAGGUCAUUGGUUUACCAUAAGAAAAAUUGGGAAACAGUGGUUUAAUCUAAAUUCAAUGUUGAGUGGACCACAACUUAUAUCAGAUACUUAUCUUGCAAUGUAUUUAGCUCAGUUGAUACAAGAAGGUUACUCUAUCUUUAUCGUUAUUGGUACACUUCCUCAAUGUACCGCAGAUGAUGUUCUUAUGAGAAAUCCAGUAGUAGCUGUACCAAAAGGAAAAGCUCCUUUAAAACCAGAAUCAAAAGGUUAUCGUUUGGGUACUAAGGAGGAGGAUGAACUCUUAAAAGCUACGCUUGAUUUAGGAGAAGUUAAAGUACCAAGUACAUCUAAUUUAUUAAGAACUAUAGAUUCAACUGCGUAUAGUAAAGCAUCAACGUCUAAAGAAGAGAUAAUGGUGAAUAAGCCACGAGAAAGGAUAAUUCCUAUAAAAGUUGAAGGAAGAGAAGAAAACGAUGAUAAGAAUAUAGAGUUGCAAAGGGCACUGCAGUUAGAUUUAGAAAAUAAUAAAGAUGAUAUUGACGAGUCUCUUAAAUUGAGAUUAGAUCUUCAUAAUGACAAUAAAGCAACUCGUACAACAAAUAUAUCUGAUGACACAGAUGACGAUGAUGAUUUAAGAAGAGCUCUUCAACUGAGUUUAGAAUGCGUCACUGCUCCACCAACACCUGAACCUGAAGAUUUACGUUGGCGUCGAUUAAAUCAUUUUGGUAUAUAUUCAAGGCCAUCAAGUACAGAAACAUCUCAAAAACUGAAUACUUAA